Hyaloscypha bicolor E is the source of this 605-nucleotide messenger RNA. RefSeq lists its product as uncharacterized. The record is from RefSeq and is a predicted model, not a curated record. NCBI's taxonomy places the organism in Eukaryota, Fungi, Ascomycota, Leotiomycetes, Helotiales, Hyaloscyphaceae. The transcript has 2 exons. The coding region runs from base 54 to 605 and encodes 183 amino acids.
UUGCGAACUUGGCAACGCUGAGCUGGACUCUGGGGUGGAAUACAAUUUCCACAAUGAGUUGCGAUGACAGCGACACGUUGGUGGAACUAUGGAUCGGCUUAGCCAUCAUCGCCCAUAUUUUGGGCAUUGUCACCUUUUUCCGGAGGGCGCGAAUCCACGUCGACCGAGGCGAAGACACUUCGAGAAGCAGGCUUGGACGUAUGGCUCGAAAAGCUCGUGACUGGCUUGGACUUAUUCGAGAGUUCAAGCUCUGCGUGAAUCAAGGUGCUUUGGAUGUCACCUGGGAUCAAGAGAGCGGGAGUUUCGCCUUCUGGUCUUGGAUAGCAGCUCUCUAUACUAUUGCUCAUCUCACUUUUGGGACUUUGGUCCUCUCCUCGCUGUCGUUUAUUGGCAUCCCAGACGCAACCCAAAUUGUUUCUCGGUUUGUUGCUUCGGCAAUCGUGUGUCGGUGUAUCGCAGCGUAUGAGCUUGCUGGUAUGAGAGCUGCUCAAAGUCGGGGCCAAGAAAACCAUGCUCUCUCUGACUUAGUCGCAGGAGGGCUUGUUAUCGGACGACCGAGGAUUGUAGAUCCGUCAGGUGCUCCAACUUCUUCUCACCUCUGGUGA